UUUGGAGAGACUUUGGGGUGGCCUAGUCCUAAGCCACCAUACCACACUUUUCACUACUACUCUCUCACCAGUGUGUGUGUAGAGUACUAGAGUGCUGUAUACUCAUACAAACACGUCUCAAAACCCCGUAACCGCUAAUUAACGUCCCUAUAUAUCUCAUCUACUUUUUUUGGCGGCACCAAAACCGCUUCUUCCCAUUCUCUCCACUCAACCUCCACAAACCAAAUCUCUCUAGAUUUUCUACUAUUUAGCAGUUACGUUCUAAGACAAGUCAAGUGAAAUUGGAGACAUUUUAAUGGGGAGUUCUGGCACCUUAUUUUCCUUGUCUAGCCUCAUGUGUGAAGAAGGUGAAGCUAGCUUCUUUGAGGACCAAGAUGAGAUUGAAAACCCUGGCAUUGAAUAUCUUGAUAACCCUUGUUUCGUUUUGGAGGAUGAAGAGGAAUACAUUGAGUAUUUGUUCAGACAAGAAACGAGAUUUGGAUCCCAGAAUCAUCAUUUUUUGGCCUCUGAUGAUCACUCAAACAGACACUGGUUGAGGAGUGCCCGUGUGGAUGCCAUUGACUGGAUUUUCAAUACACAAGCAAAAUUUGGGUUCAAAGUUGAGACGGCCUAUUUAUCAGUGACUUACUUUGAUCGGUUUCUUUCAAAGCGAUCCAUCGAUGAAUCAAGACCUUGGGCUAUUCGGUUAUUAUCUGUGGCAUGUUUAUCUCUAGCAGCAAAGAUGGAAGAACAAAAUGUGCCACCUUUAUCUGAGUAUCCAAUAGAAGAAUAUCGCUUUGAGAACAAAGUAAUUAAGAACAUGGAACUGAUGAUUUUGAGUACCUUGGAAUGGAAAAUGGGAUCAGCAACUCCUUUUGCCUAUUUGCAUUACUUUGUCGGCAAGUUCUGCCCUGGAUCCAAACCACAAACAAUAAUCACUAAAGCCAUUGAACAUAUUGUGGCCAUGGUCAAAGAUGUUAAUUUGAUGGAUCAACGACCAUCUAUAAUAGCCUCGGCUUCCAUAUUGGCAGCUUUUGAUGCUACAUUAACAAGAAAUGCAAUGGAUUUUCGAAUAAGUGUGAUCUCAUCGUGGGGAAAUAUAGAAAGUGGACAUGUGUUUUUCUGUUACAAUCUAAUACAGGAAAAGAAGAAAAGCAAAGUUAAGACCCCUUGUUCGAAUUUAUUAUCUACCCCAUCGGGCUCCACGUGUGUUCUUGAGAAUCAAUCUGACACUUCUACGGGUGCUAAGAGAAAACUUAGUUUUGAGGACAGUGAAAAUUGUGCGGGACAACAAAAGCUACAUCGGCCUUAGCUUGCUGCACCUCGCAGAGUUUGUGAUAUCUAUAAUACAGGGAAAAUUGAUUGGUAUUUACUGAUUGAUUGGAUUAUAGGAUAUUUUUUUCCUACUGAAAAAAUUAUUCUUGUUAGUUAUAGCCUUAUAGGUCUAAUGAGUGUCAUCCACCAUUUUGUGGAAUGAUUUGGAAUUGAUGAUUGGGGUUUUAUUUCCCGGUACCCAACAAAAAGUUUCCGCAGAGUGACAACAAAGAAGAUAGAGAAAAAAAAAGGAAGAGUAAAUAAAUAAAUAAAAAAGUGGUUAGCUACUUAGCUUUAAGGAGGGUGAAAUGAAAAAUGAGUGAAAGCUAUAUUGAGGACUACUUGUCCAUAGUGAGUUUGGGCAGUGUUUGCUUUCAUGAGCUGCUCCUAUUACAUUUCUACUUUUUUCAAGUGCAUUUUUUCUUUCACUUUAUUUUUUGUUGUGAUGGGAAUUAUUAUAUUUUUAUGUAUGUAUACGAUGAUGGCAAAUUGGCAAUAGCAACCCUACUUUGAUAGGGAGCUUGGGAUGCUUUGUAUGUCUUUCGAAAGGGUGAAAGCCGUGCAGAAUGGGGAAUUGGUUUUGUUUUGUUUGAUUUGAUGUAUCUGUGUAGCAUUUGGGUUGGGCCAUUGAUAAAGGUUGUAAAAGUUGAACGUGAUUAUGUGUUUGCUUGGGACGUGGGAGGCUCCUUUUCAGGAGAACUGGGAAACUUUCCUUUAACCGUUACUUCUUGUACUAUCAUUUAUUGAUAUUAUUACACUUACAACCCUAUAAAUGGUAGGGGUCAC
Molecule: messenger RNA, 2079 nt
Organism: Cajanus cajan (pigeon pea)
Lineage: Eukaryota; Viridiplantae; Streptophyta; Magnoliopsida; Fabales; Fabaceae
Product: cyclin-D5-1
Source: RefSeq, a predicted model, not a curated record